This is a messenger RNA of Heterobasidion irregulare TC 32-1, 678 nucleotides long. RefSeq lists its product as uncharacterized. Lineage: Eukaryota; Fungi; Basidiomycota; Agaricomycetes; Russulales; Bondarzewiaceae. Bases 1 to 678 code for a protein of 225 amino acids. The transcript has 3 exons. The record is from RefSeq and is a predicted model, not a curated record.
AUGACGGGACGCGCGCGGAAGCAACUCUGCUGGCACCCACAGCGAUACCGACGCGUUGAAAUUCGCGAUCCCGACAAGUUGCGCCCCGUGCCAGACGACGCGCACAGGGCGCGGCAGCGACCAAUAACAAAGAUAGAGCACCCCAUGGCUCUGUUCAUGUCGGAACGACAAAAUCGGGGCGCCGAGCCCAUCGUCAAAGUCCGCACAGGCUCUCGAGGUGCCCGCAUCUACGAACCGACGCGCGAAUUGAGAUCGCCGUCCUUGCACCAAGAGGAUCGGGACACGGCUGCACGCCAAUGGGCGAACAGCCCGGGAGAUAGAGAGACUGUCCGACGUGCCUUGGAUGACCAGGAAUCUCAUCACCGUCAAGAGCCGAGCACCCCGGCAUGCCAACAAGAGCCUACAACAGGCCACGAGAACCUCGUCGAGGUCGGAGCUGGUCGGAGACGACCUCUGAAAGCAGACGGCCGAACUGGACGCGGCCAGCAACGAGCCGAGGCUCACGCGCACGGCCCCAGGAACGUCGGCCAGCGUCGGCCUCGUCCCAACGCCCGAGGCCACUCCACCAACGUAAAAACAAUACGUCCUCACUUGCGCGUUGGCCCUACGACCCUCGAGCCAAUAUCGGCCCCAUUGGUCGCUCACAUCCGCCCUCCAGGCCGACCUGAGACAGCCUGA